Messenger RNA from Brachypodium distachyon (stiff brome), 803 nucleotides. Its product is annotated as protein RICE FLOWERING LOCUS T 1. The transcript is spliced from 4 exons. Lineage: Eukaryota; Viridiplantae; Streptophyta; Magnoliopsida; Poales; Poaceae. The coding region runs from base 64 to 606 and encodes 180 amino acids. The record is from RefSeq and is a predicted model, not a curated record.
GCUAGGUUAACAGAAUAACAGAAAAGGGUGUCAACUGGUUGUUCUCCUCUAAUAGUCCAGCAUAUGUCGGCAGUGGAUCCCUUAGUUGUGGCUCAUGUCAUACAAGAUGUGUUGGAUCCAUUUACACCAACCACUCCACUGAGAAUAGCCUACAAUAAUAGGUUACUUUUACCAGGGACUGAGCUAAGACCAUCUGCAGUUGUAAGCAAGCCGCGAGUUGAUAUUGGUGGUAAUGACAUGAGAGUUCUCUACACCCUGGUACUGGUGGAUCCGGAUGCCCCAAGCCCAAGCCACCCAUCACUAAGGGAGUACUUGCACUGGAUGGUGGCAGAUAUCCCAGGAACAACUGGUGUCAGCUUCGGCCAAGAGCUUGAAAUUUAUGAAAGACCAGAACCAAGAUCUGGUAUCCACAGGAUGGUAUUUGUGCUGUUCCAGCAACUAGGUAGGGGGACAGUUUUUGCACCAGACAUGCGACACAACUUCAGCUGCAGGAGCUUUGCACAUCAGCACCACCUCAAUAUUGUGGCUGCCACAUAUUUCAAUUGUCAAAGGGAAGGUGGAUCGGGUGGAAGAAGGUUUAGGCCAGAAAGUUCUCAAGGGGAGUAAAGACUAGACAGCACAGAGUUCACGCUGACAACCGAACUGUAGUUAGUGUUGCAUCACAAAAUGCGCACUAUAUGGAAUGUACUGUACAAUCUAUAUGUGCAAUAUUAUAUGUAUCUUAAACCAUGAUGGCAUACCCAUGAAGAGCUUGAUGGGAUGUCUCUCAGUUAUUAAUAUAUUUGAUGAUAUGAUCCUGCAAA